Molecule: messenger RNA, 1572 nt
Organism: Glarea lozoyensis ATCC 20868
Lineage: Eukaryota; Fungi; Ascomycota; Leotiomycetes; Helotiales; Helotiaceae
Exons: 3
Coding region: 1-1572 (523 amino acids)
Biological process (GO): transmembrane transport
Cellular component (GO): membrane
Molecular function (GO): transmembrane transporter activity
Source: RefSeq, a predicted model, not a curated record
AUGGGUCUCGAAGCGGAUGAAAAGGCUAUGGGCCCUUCAUCUGCAGAAAUGAAUGGAAACGGAGUCAGCGACAAUGGAAACACAGUCGGUACUGUCACAGAUCUAACGGCUCUCACGACACUUGGUUAUACUCCUGAGUUGAAGCGAAAUCGAUCUUUAUAUACACUACUCUUCCAGACUCUUGCUAUCGCCGCGAUUCCUUACGGAGAAGGUGGUCCUCUUAUCAGCGCUAUUUACGGAGGUGGCCAAUUAUCAAUCUUUCUCGGUUGGAUUGUUGUCUUGAUCCUCGACGAAUGUGUUGCUCUUUCUCUCGCUGAGCUCGCGUCACGUUAUCCAACCUCAGCAGGUCCAUACUACUGGUCUUUCCAAAUCGCCAAAAACCACAAGACGGUUUUAUCUUUCAUCACAGGAUGGAUCUGGCUUAUUGGCAACUGGACUAUCACACUCUCGGUCAAUUUCGGCUUCGCAGCACUUCUCACGGCAACGGUAGCAAUCUAUCAUCCAGACUUUGCACCAACGGCAUGGCAAUCACUGCUCAUCUUCUACUUAAUAUGCAUCUGCGCAUUCCUCAUAUGUGCAUUUUGCAACAAGUUCCUCCCAAUGGUUGAUACCAUCUGCGCAGCCUGGACCGCCGUCUCCAUCUUCAUCAUCCUCGUCGCCCUCUCCGCCAAAGCAGAUGUCGGCCGCCACAGCGCAUCCUACACUCUGGGCCACUAUGAUACCUCCCUCUCCGGCUGGGGUGGCUUCACAUUUUUCAUCGGUCUCCUCCCCGCCGCUUACACCUUCAGCGCCAUCGGCAUGAUCGCCAGCAUGGCCGAAGAAGUCUCCUCGCCCGCAACCGUCGUCCCUAAAGCCCUCGCCCUCUGCGUCCCCGUAGGCGGUAUCGCAGGACUCUUCUUUAUCAUCCCGAUCUGCGCUACCAUGCCCCCAUUAGAAGAAAUCAUCCUCGCACCCUCCGGCCAAGCUCUCCCCUACAUUUUCCACAUGGUCAUGGGCACCCCCGGCGGCGGCCUCGGUCUCACGUUCCUUGUCCUAGGCGUCACGGCUUUCUGCUCCAUCAGCAUCACCGUCGCAGCAUCAAGAUGUACAUGGGCAUUUGCGCGUGACCAAGCAAUCCCCGGUUCGAAACUCUUCGGCACUGUCAACCACUCUCUCGGCGUCCCUGUGAAUGCCCUCGGCCUCGUCACAAUCGUACAAAUGCUCCUAGGUCUCAUCAACCUCGGUUCCACAUCCGCGUUCACUGCAUUCGUCAGCGUAGGCGUCAUUGGUCUCGCAGUCAGCUACGCGAUCCCCAUCGCGAUCUCUCUAUUGUGGGAUCGCAGAGUCGCUGUCAAUAGCGCGAAAUGGAAUGUAGGUAACCUGGUCGGCACGAUUGCGAAUGUGGUUGCGUUGUGCUGGAUUACAUUCGAGGUGGUGUUGUUUAGUAUGCCGACUGUAUUGCCGGUUACUAGUAUUUCCAUGAAUUAUGCUAGUGUGGUAUUAGUUGGGUUUGGGGUUCUUGCGGGGGCUUGGUAUGGGAUAUAUGCUAGGAAAGUAUAUAAGGGUCCGCCAGCAUCUGAUGGUCUCUCCUAG